Pichia kudriavzevii is the source of this 300-nucleotide messenger RNA. RefSeq lists its product as uncharacterized. The transcript has a single exon. The record is from RefSeq and is a predicted model, not a curated record. Bases 1 to 300 code for a protein of 99 amino acids. Lineage: Eukaryota; Fungi; Ascomycota; Pichiomycetes; Pichiales; Pichiaceae.
AUGUCGUUUCUAGGUCUGGGCGGUAAAAAGGAACAGGCGCAGCAGCAACCACAGCUGUCGCCAGAUCAAGCCCAAAUUGUCAGCCAAAUCAAAUCUGAUAUCUCGCAAGAAAUCGCAACUAACUACGCAACUGCCCUUGUGAACUCUCUCUCGGACAACUGCUUCGAGAGGUGUAUCUCUCUCCCGACAGCAUCCUUCUCCAAGGACAACGAAAAGUGCGUUACCGACUGCACGGGGAAGUUCAUGAGGUCCUGGAACAUCAUCUCCCAGGCUUACGUUUCCAGAAUCAACCAAAAGUAG